Penicillium cinerascens is the source of this 2475-nucleotide messenger RNA. RefSeq names its product class I SAM-dependent methyltransferase. The record is from RefSeq and is a predicted model, not a curated record. The transcript has 9 exons. Lineage: Eukaryota; Fungi; Ascomycota; Eurotiomycetes; Eurotiales; Aspergillaceae. The coding region runs from base 1 to 2475 and encodes 824 amino acids.
AUGGAUUGGCUACACGUUUAUAUCGCCGGAGCGGCGUUUCUCAUCUUCGCCCUCGUGGGGCUAGUCAUCCUUGUCUCGUCCCAGCAAGUCAAGGUGGAUUUGAACCAAGGUGUAUUCACUUACCUCAAGUUCAUCUACGCGAGUUUUCUCAAGCCUCAUGACAAGAGCGCCGAGGGCCAACAAGGUGCUCUGGAGAGCUUCUACAAGACUCAGGCAAGCGUUUACGAUGCCACCCGCCAUCGCCUGCUUCGUGGCCGUGAGGAUAUGCUCGGCCUGGUAGCUGCACAGCUAAAGCACAAGGUGGGGAGCAAGGAGAUCAAGGCCGGAAAGGCAAUUUGGGUGGAUGUUGGUGGUGGCACUGGAUACAACAUUGAGGCCAUGUCGGCUUUCGUCCCAGUGGACAAGUUCUUCGAUCAGGUCUACUUAGUUGAUCUCUCACCCUCCCUCUGCGAAGUUGCCCGCCAGCGCUUUGAACGUCUUGGAUGGAAGAACGUGAGCGUUAUCUGCCAGGAUGCCCGAUCCUUUCGUCUCCCCGAGCGCCAUGUCGACCCCAAAUCCCCGGGCGGUGCCGCAACUGAUCGUGUGGAUUUGAUCACAAUGAGCUACAGCCUGUCUAUGAUCCCAGACUACUACAGUGUCGUCGAUUCGUUCACUUCGCGCCUCAAGUCGACCGGCCUGCUGGGUGUUUGCGACUUCUACGUUCAGAGCAUCGUCGAUGUAUCAUCCCGCAACUACACCGGUGGUGCCUUCAACCGCCACGUCAACUGGCUUGGUCGAGUGUUCUGGCGUGCCUGGUUCGACUUUGAUCGGGUCAGCUUGGAGGCUGCUCGACGUGACUACCUGGAAUACAAGUUUGGAACGGUCAUUUCGGCUAGUGACCGCAAUUACCUCCUGGGUGGUAUUCCUUACUACAUCUUCGUUGGCUGCCCCAAGGAAUUUGCUUCAACCCCGUCCGGCCAAAACACCAUCGAGAAGCUGGAUGCCUCCUUCACGGAGUCGCCUUAUCUGCUUCCCGCUAACCACCAGAAGGAGAUGGACAAAGCAGUCGAGAAAAGCUCGAACGAGAUCCGCUCGAAAGCCUACGAGUCGGCCGUGAUUAAUCUGAGUGCCAACCUGCCCCUUCCCUCGUCUUUCUACCAGAACCACCACUAUCGGAUUCACUAUAACGACAUGUUGCCUAAGCACACCCAAUUCCAGAAUGAAUACAUCUACGCCUUUACCUGGGAGGACCCGCGUGUCGACCACCGGCUUCUGAACAUCGGCUCCGACGACGUCAUCCUGGCUAUUACCAGUGCUGGUGACAACAUCCUGGACUACCUUCAGAAGAACCCUCGCCGUGUUCAUGCCGUGGACCUCAAUCCAAACCAGAACCACCUUCUUGAGCUGAAGGUGGCCAGUUAUACUGCACUGGGCCACCGGGAUAUGUGGAAGAUCUUUGGCGAGGGCAAGCACUCGGAGUUCCGUCAGCUGCUCAUUACCAAGUUGAGCCCCCAUCUGUCCAGCCAGGCCUUCCAGUACUGGCUUGAGCAUGCGCACGUAUUUACGUCGACUUCUGGCUAUGGUCUGUACGAGACUGGUGGCUCCCGCCACGCCAUCCGCAUGGUGCGUUACUUGUUCAACAUCUUCGGACUUCAGGGCGAGGUGCAGAAAAUGUGCGAGGCACAGACUAUUGAUGAGCAGCGGGAAAUCUGGCCCCGUAUCCGCCGAGUCCUUCUAAGCAAGCCUCUCAACUGGGCCAUCGUGAGCACCGAGUGGUUUGCCUGGAAGGCGGCCGGUGUCCCGCGCAACCAGCGCAACAUGAUUGUUGAUGACUUCUUCAUUCGCAACGGCCUGACUGCGGACAUGAAGAGAAGCAAGGAUAUCAGCGGCCAGUCAAUCUGGGAAUACGUGGUGAACACCUUGGACCCGGUGGUCAAGGAUACUCUUAUCAGCAACGACAACUACUUUUACUACCUGUGCAUGCAGGGCAAGUUCUCUCGACGAUGCCAUCCCUCUUAUCUGUCACCCCAAGCGCACGUCAAGCUCUCUACCCCCGGUGCUUUUGAUGGUCUUCGGAUUCACACCGACGAGAUCAACGAGGUGAUCAACCGCAUCAAGCCGGGCACAUUGACUAUUGCAGUGGUCAUGGACUCAAUGGACUGGUUCGACCCUACCGAGGAUGCCGCCUCAGAACAAGCCCGUCGACUCAACCAUGCCCUCAAGAAGGGCGGCCGCAUUCUUCUUCGCUCCGCAAGCAUCGAGCCUUGGUACAUCAAGCGCUUCGAAGAGAACGGCUUCACGGCACGUCGCGUGGGUGCCCGUUUCCCCGGGACUUGCAUUGACCGUGUUAAUAUGUACGCCUCAACCUGGAUAUGCACCAAGCAGGAAGACGUCGUCCGCUCGAAGAACGGACGAACAAUGUCCGUCUUGUCUCUCGGCGACAGCGCAAUCGAAUCGACCAAGCGGUCGAGCAGCGUUGAGGAUUUGAAGAUUUGA